This is a messenger RNA of Exophiala viscosa, 1676 nucleotides long. RefSeq names its product cytochrome P450. Gene Ontology annotation, molecular function: iron ion binding; monooxygenase activity; heme binding. The coding region runs from base 51 to 1676 and encodes 541 amino acids. The record is from RefSeq and is a predicted model, not a curated record. The transcript has 3 exons. NCBI's taxonomy places the organism in Eukaryota, Fungi, Ascomycota, Eurotiomycetes, Chaetothyriales, Herpotrichiellaceae.
CCCACGGAUGAGUCUACGCUAAUUCCAGCGCAACCAACUCGAACGACACAAUGUCAAUGUCACAAGUCAUCAGAAGCAUGUCCAUUUGGGACUCGCCAUUCUGGCGUUUAGCCAGUCGGGCAGUCCCUGUGCUCUGCGCAGCUCUGUUCAUUGCGUUGUUGGUGGAUUAUCUCCGCAUUCUGCGUUUCAGGCAACGACUGCCUCCUGGACCUUUCCCACUGCCAAUCAUUGGAAAUCAUCUUACGAUACCAUUGCCAAAGCCUUGGAUAGCUUUUGAGAAAUGGAGCCAAUAUUACAACAGCCCCCUUAUAACUAUAUGGCUCGGCAGAGAUCCGAAGAUCAUUGUCAACGACGCAUGGGCAGCAUGCGAAUUGAUGGAAAAACGAGCCGAUAUCUAUUCCUCUCGUCCGCGAAUGAUCAUCAAUGGCGACCUGCUCGGUACAUCCAAAAACAAUCAGACCAAUCUACCUUAUGGAGACCGCUGGAGGCUUCAUCGAAGAAUUAUGCAUACUGCUGUGGGAUCACAGGCUGUAGUACACUACCGAGAUUUUCAGUCGGCCGAAGCCAAGGUGCUUCUCAGAGAUCUUAUGGAAACUGCAGACGACUACGUCAUGUCAAUUGAAAGGUAUUCUAUUUCGGUCGUCUCUAUCGUUGGCUGGGGUCGCAGGAUUUCUAGGAAGAACGACCCCGUUGCACAAACAUCACUUGCCGCAAUGGAAGCCAUUGACUGGGUUGUUCCCGGUGUCUCCUGGGUUGAGUCUAUUCCAGAGCUGGCACACUUACCAGCUUGGGUCUAUCCGUUCCCCAAUAUGGUCCGAUCAGCAGGGGUAAUGUUUAUGAAGUACUUCUAUGCGCUGUCCCGGGAAGGGGCUCAGGCACAAGAGGAGAGUUUUGCGAAACGCCUACUGCGCGAACAAGGAGAGCACGGCCUUAGCAACGACGAAGUGGCCAGUCUGACAGCUAAUCUUAUUGGCGGCGGGGUCGACACUACAAGCAGCACCAUGAUAUCUGCGAUACUUGCAUUCUGUGUCUUUCCUCACGUCCAGUUGAGAGCGCAAAGUGAGAUUGACGAUGUUGUCGGAAAAGAUCGUAUGCCAAACUGGCAAGAUGAGAAGUCACUGCCUUAUAUCACAGCAAUCGUGAAAGAAGCCCUGCGGUGGCGCACAGUGACGGUUUUAGCCGGUAUUCCUCACGCUCCUACUCGUGAUGACGAAUAUGAAGGCUUCCGUAUUCCAGCUGGCACAAACAUCACGGCAAAUAUAUGGGCAAUCCACCGAAAUCCACGCGACUUUCCCGAUCCUGACGAAUUCCGACCAGAGCGAUACUUGAAUGGCCUUGAAAAACCGUAUCCUAACACAAGGGGUCACAAUGCUUUCGGGUUUGGCCGUCGGCAGUGUAGUGGACAACCCCUGGCAGAGCAAGGUCUUGCAAUGUCGCUGGCACGACUACUAUGGGCAUUCGACAUCAAGCCAGGUCUAGAUGCAGAGGGCCGCGAAGUGAAAUUGGACAUUUUUGACUAUACGAACGGGGAAAACAUAAGACCACAGCCUUUCAAGGUCAGGUUUGUCCCUAGGUUUGCUGGUGUGCGUAACAUCAUCCUGCAAGAAGCAGAACAAGCGUUGAGUUUCCUCUCAAAGUACGAGGGAGAAACAAAGGUUACAAUGCAGGCUCUUUAG